Molecule: messenger RNA, 2592 nt
Organism: Klebsormidium nitens
Lineage: Eukaryota; Viridiplantae; Streptophyta; Klebsormidiophyceae; Klebsormidiales; Klebsormidiaceae
Source: the annotation of a GenBank genome assembly
CCACUGGCCAGCAUUGGAGACACGAUACCUUCAGUACUGGACCUGUGGUAGGUACCUGUGGUAGAACAUGCUUUCUAUCCAGAUUUCCCUACCUGAGGCUGUAGGACAAUGGCGCCAUUGAAGCGGCAGCACGGGUGGCAGCACCCUGUCUGUCCGUCAACAGUUCCUAUACCCGACCAAAACCUUAUAGCGGUCUGAUGGCCCGCUGCCUGCCAGUCUUUUGAAGGCAAAAAAGCAAUACGUUGGAAGUCUAAAGCAGGAUUUGCAGGAUGGAUGCUCCACGCACCGAUAAUGAAUCAACUCGGCUGGUCUCUGAGCUGACUAGCGCACACGAGCAGGCCCUGCAAGACCCUCAUGGGUCAGCUGGGCAAGGUCCUGCUGAUGCUGCUUCCCUUCAGCAUCCAACCACCACUCAGGAAAAAGCCGCUUUGAUAAACUCAUCGUUCCUGAUGGCCCUUGUUCUCAAGCGAGCAGGUUGGAGUCAUGACGAAGUUGAUAGAUGGAGCCUUGACAAGGCUUGGUGGGACGGGGUUGAAAAGCGGAGCAAUGUCCUAUGGGAUGAGAUAUUGCGCGCUCGUAGACAGUGCGGAUCGAAUGGGCCCUGCCCCCAGCUGUAUGCAAAAUAUUUCUGGCCAAAGGAUGCCCUGAAGAAGAGAUUUAGGCAUGAUUCCCCGGCAGCUUUCAACGAAAAGUUCAAGGACAAGUUCUUCAAGGACGAGAUCACAAUGCCCACUCCGAUGACAAGGGAGAAGCUGACUGUGUCAUUCUUGAGGAAGCUGGAAGCAUUACAAGAUUUUGGCGGCGAUCUCAACACCGGGUGCCUUUGUUACACUGUGACACCACGCACCCCAACAACCCCAGGUAGCUUGCUCCCAGGGUAUGCCUGCGUCUUCGACUUCAAGGACGAUCUUUGGGUGCCAAUGAAAAAGCAACCAACGCCAGGCAGUCUCCAAGAAGGGGCUAGACAGGAAGAAUUGGUGGGUGUGGCAAAUCACGGGCUAUCCGGGAUGCCAGAGCAACGGAAUCCAACGCCCUUCGAGCCAUGGAGCCAGAAGCAACAACGGGGUAGUAACAUUUGGGCGCCUGGGAACGGGGCGAACAGCAUGGCCGGGCAGUUAGAGGCCACCUGCACGAGAGAGGGCCUCAACGGGGAAAAUACGAGAAGCGGGUCUGCACCUUCCAGUGUUGGAAGAUUCCUUAACCUGAAACCUGAGGCCCUGACUUGCGAAGUUUCGCAGCCAGUGCGUACCUCAUCCGAGCAGGAUGUCGGUGGAGACAAUUUUUCGUCUGGAGGAGUAGCUUGGGCAAGGGGAGGCGAAGUUCGGACACAGAGCUUUUCCGGGGAAGAUGGAGCGAGCGGUGAUGCGAUAAACACGGUCAUCUCCCGGCAUGGGAAGAUUCUACCCAUGUCCAAGCUUCUUGAGGACGUCGCUUCCUACGAUAUCCAGCCCCUUGUCGCUCAGAUGAUGAUGUCGCUCCAAACCGGUCCAAGGGGGUCAGCCAAAGAGGUUCCAGUUUGGUUCCCUCUAUCUCGGGAGCUAUACCGUGGGCGAGCGCAAAAUUUGACGAGAGCGGAUCUCCUGGCAAUUCUGGAUGCAAUCCUUGCGUACCUGGCCAGCUCCAACGAUCUCGCACCGAUUCAGGUGUUGCUUCAGAAAGUGCAGCAGACGCUGGACGAGAAGUGGUCAAGGUUGAGACGCUUGACCCUCAUCGAAGAUGCCUUGACGCUCCUGACGUUGCAGACGCCAGCAGAGACCUCAACGAAGCCUUCACCUUGCAACCCAAUGAGCGGGCCACCUCCAACAGAGUCGCGGAGGGCUGAGUCGGAUGAGAGCCUGCGUCCGCGGGCUCGACGGCGGUCUCCAAGCCUUGUAGUUAAGAAACCCUUCAGGCUAGGAAAGAAAGCAAAAACCUCGUUCGACGCAGACCAGCUCCUGGCCGAGGGACCCAAAUGGGAGUCUCUUGGGACUGGGAGUUUGACUUGCCAGAGGACCUCGACGUCCCUAGGACAUCAGGCUAGCUCUGGCGCAGUUAUCGGAUUCAACCACUUACCAAACGCGGCCGGGGUUACAGCCACCGAUGCAAUUCAGCUUGGGCCCGGGCGGGCAUGUAGCUGAAGCCACCGGCAAGGUUUAGCAGAUAUUGACAUGCAGUAUUUAUCCACUUAAUGAUCCCCUUGAUAAGGACAAGGGUCUCUCACGCUGUAAUACAGUAAACAACUAUUAAAGCACAUCGGACACUGAUUAUCAUGGGUUGCUCUGUGGAGAGGUAACGUGGAUGGCUAUUUGUUCGUAGUAUGAUGAGUCUGGUCUUGCACGGAUAGAUUAUGUACAUUGAGACUGAACAUCUUGAAGUUCUAGGUUGAACAUAGUGUACGUACAUCAACGAAAUAGCUCGACUCUGUUCUAAUACAUAUUAGUGUCAACCGACGUGUUGGAUUGUUAGGUACACACGCUAGCCUCACUGACACGGAACAAAAGAACCGUACAUACCCGUACACUCAAGCGUUGGGUUGCAUACAAUUGAUUUAAUCAAUGACAGAGUAUCCGUGACAGCUUGGGAAACUGAGAUGCCUCUGGUCGCGCACGUCUG